GUUAUCAUAAGACUUUUUAAAAGUGGGGGUGAAGAAAAAGAAAAAAAAAGGGUGGGGAGGGGGGACUCUGUGGCUCGGUCGCUGGAGGCGGUGCUGAAAUUACCGGCUUUGAAGAACCUGUCUGCAAAGUUUCGUCCAAUCGUUUCAGGCUUUCCGCUUAUUCCCUGUUGUAACUAAAUACCGCUGUAAGAACAGCUGAAGUCCUUUGUUGGAAAUGUGUGAUCGCAGUCUCUACAGAUCUGGCUACGUUGGUUCUCUCUUGAAUUUGCAAUCGCCAGAUUCCUUUUAUUUUCCUAAUUUGCGGGCUAAUGGCAGUCAAUUGGCGGCUCUGCCCACCAUUUCCUACCCCCGGAGCUCGAUCCCCUGGACUUGCUCAAGUUCGUGCGCAGCCCAGCCGCAGAGCCACGCGUUCGGCGGCGCGGCGCAGCCUUACCUCCCCGGCUCCGUUCCAAUCAACAUCAGCUCCAACGGCAGCAAGGAGUGCCUGGAAGACAACAAUAAAUAUUACGCCCACGAUACGAGCUCCAAACAAGAGGAGAGAUGCAGGCAGAGGCAAUCUUUUGCAAAUGACCCAACUGUUACUCACACAGCCAACUUAAAGCCCGUAAAGUAUGACCACUCGAGCCUGCAGAGAAGUUUGCAUAGCUCGGCUACUCUUUUUGAAGUGAAUUCCUGCAAUUCAAGCUUAAAGGAGGACAUCAAGAAUCCCGUCAACUUGAACCUGACAGUUCAGCCCUCAGCAGUCCAGUCAUGCCUCAGACCUUCAGUGCAGGAUGGUUUGCCUUGGUGCCCCACCCAGGGGAGAUCAAGAAAGAAACGGAAACCAUACACAAAACAACAAAUUGCUGAAUUGGAAAACGAGUUUCUCCUCAAUGAGUUUAUUAAUCGACAGAAGAGGAAAGAACUAUCAAACAGACUGAAUUUAAGCGAUCAGCAAGUUAAAAUUUGGUUUCAGAACCGGAGGAUGAAAAAGAAAAGAGUAGUAAUGCGAGAGCAGGCUCUUUCUAUGUACUAGAGCAGAGUCCGUCCGUUCCUGCAUGAACUUGUGCCCGGAGUGUUCACCCCUAGAGUAGAGCGUACGCGCCAGAGAAACGCGGGGAGUGUGUCUUUUUACCAUUUAAACCAAAUUCUCGAAACGCGUAGGAUCCCUGCGUAAAUAGGCAGCGCUGAGUUCUUAGCCAAGAUGAAGAAGACGAGCCGGACCAGCACGGAAACCUGUAUUAUCAGCUUUUUACCUUUCUUUCUCCAUUUAUAUAGAUUUUGUCCUGCAUCCCACCCUCUCUUUCCCCGGAGAACAAGCGGUGCUAAACUAAGAUCGAUAUCUGUUAUCUGUAUGUAAACACCAUUUUGCAGCAAAAUAAAGGAAUAACGCCUAGUAAAGACGUCAGCUCUGUGAGUCCCGGCUGCUCCCUUCAUCUGCUGCCCUGCACGCCAGGGCGAGCCUGCGGCGCCGGCUUGUUUUGUGGUUUGGAGUAACCUGCUCGAGCAGCGAUGGGGAAAGUGGUUAGCAAAUAAACCUUUUUCUUUAGUCUU
This is a messenger RNA of Taeniopygia guttata (zebra finch), 1533 nucleotides long. It is a transcript of the gene HOXD12, whose product is annotated as homeobox D12. The record is from RefSeq and is a predicted model, not a curated record. Gene Ontology annotation, molecular function: DNA-binding transcription factor activity, RNA polymerase II-specific; sequence-specific double-stranded DNA binding. Gene Ontology annotation, biological process: regulation of DNA-templated transcription. NCBI's taxonomy places the organism in Eukaryota, Metazoa, Chordata, Aves, Passeriformes, Estrildidae.